CGCGUCAGUGGAGCGUCGAGCGGUCCAACAUGGAGCUGAGGGAGCUGGCUGUGGACGCGUUUGCCCGGAAUAGGAAAGCUGCUCUUCUUGCCGCCGGUGGUGUUGCAGUUCUGGGGUUUGUUGGUCUCGGAUAUAAAUACCUGCAAAAGCCCGAAAAAGUAGUCCGCGUGGGAGUGGUGUCGAAGCUCCUCAUUCACCCGCUGAAGUCUGGCAAAGCUGUGUCUGUGACUCUGGCAGAAUGCCAAAAGAAGGGGUUGAAGUUGGGAAAUCUGCAGGAUCGACACUGGCUGGUGAUCACGGAGGACGGCCACAUGGUGACGGGCCGACAGCAGCCCGCCAUGGUGCUGGUGUCCCUGACCUGCGAGGGAGAUCAGUUGUGUCUGAACGGCCCAAACAUGGAGGAGCUGAGAUUCCUCUUCCAACUGUCCGACAACGCCGUCAUCGACUGCAGAGUGUUUGGAGAAGACAUUCAGGGAAGGGACUGUGGCGACGAACCGUCUCGCUGGCUCACUCGUUAUCUGGGGGAGGAGAAAACCUUUCGCCUGGUGCACUAUGAGCCCCAGAUGAAGGGCAGGAGGCCGGAGGAGAGCAACCCUCUUACCCUAAAAAUGGAGGACGUGGCCUAUUCCGAUGCAGCACCUGUGAUGCUGCUGUCCGAGUCCUCGGUCACGGCUCUCAACAACAAAUUAGCAGACGACGUCACGGUGGAGCGUUUCCGCCCAAGCAUCGUCAUCAGUGACUGUGAAGCGUUCGACGAGGAUUCGUGGGAAGAGCUCCAGAUUGGCAGCGUGCGACUACAGCGUGUAAUGUCAUGUGGCCGAUGCAUUUUCACCACCGUUGACCCUGAAACGGGUGUAAUAACCAGAAAAGAGCCUCUGGAGACACUGAAAAGCUAUCGUCAGUGUGAACCAUCCGACAAGCACAUCUACAAAUCGGCUCCGUUGUUUGGACAGCUGUACAACGUGAAGAAGACGGGGUUCCUGCAGGUCGGCGAUGUAGUGUACAAGAUCAGCCGUUGAUGGAGGGAGUCAAGGGGGUUAAAGUUUAAACGCAUGGCAACAUUAUCGUGGUAUGAUCAAUGAGCGAGGCCACGCUAAAGAAACCAUCUGCAUCGAGGAAGUAAGAAGAAGUCUGAACAACAUUUCCACUGCUCUUUUAAUCAUGAAAGUACAUUCUGCUGUUAACAAGUGAAAUUAAACUUUGUAACACAAAACGUAACAUGUGUAAUUAUUCCUGGAAUAAAUGGUGUAAAGCA
This is a messenger RNA of Pseudoliparis swirei, 1255 nucleotides long. RefSeq names its product mitochondrial amidoxime reducing component 1 (gene marc1). The record is from RefSeq and is a predicted model, not a curated record. Gene Ontology annotation, molecular function: pyridoxal phosphate binding; molybdenum ion binding; nitrate reductase activity. Bases 30 to 1019 code for a protein of 329 amino acids. The transcript has 7 exons. Gene Ontology annotation, biological process: nitrate metabolic process. NCBI's taxonomy places the organism in Eukaryota, Metazoa, Chordata, Actinopteri, Perciformes, Liparidae. Gene Ontology annotation, cellular component: mitochondrial inner membrane.